Messenger RNA from Nezara viridula (southern green stink bug), 2381 nucleotides. The record is from the annotation of a GenBank genome assembly. Lineage: Eukaryota; Metazoa; Arthropoda; Insecta; Hemiptera; Pentatomidae.
AGAAAAUGCAUGUAGGGGUAUACAAGUUCCACAGUUGUUUUAAUCGUCGCUGAAGUGUGCUGCCAUCAGACGGGACAGAAAUUCUACUCCGAUCCAAAUAAGGGAAGGGGAAAACUAUCGUUCUUAUCUGUCAGGGGAAGAUUGUUUAUUAUUACUGGAUUCUUCGAUAAUAUCUCGUUUAAGCAUACUGUUAUCUCACCAGUAAAAUAAGUUAGUUAAAAAUGUCAUAUUCUACAAAGUACAUUUAUGCAACACUUCCUAGAACUCAGAGAGGGGCACCUAUUGUAUUAGGUGGUGAUCCUAAAGGGAAGAAUUUCCUUUACACAAAUGGCAACAGUGUGAUAAUUAGAAAUAUAGAUAAUCCAGCAAUUGCUGACAUUUAUACGGAGCAUUCAUGUGCAGUGAAUGUAGCAAAAUACUCUCCUAGUGGUUUUUAUAUUGCCUCUGGAGAUCAAUCUGGCAAAGUUAGGAUCUGGGAUACAGUUAAUAAGGAACAUCUCAUGAAAAAUGAAUUCCAGCCUAUAGGUGGUCCAAUAAAAGACAUAUCAUGGUCUCCUGACAACCAGAGAAUGGUUGUUGUUGGGGAAGGAAGAGAACGAUUUGGUCAUGUCUUCAUGUCUGAAACUGGUACUUCUGUGGGUGAAAUUGCUGGUCAAUCAAAACCUAUCAAUUCUUGUGAUUUUCGCCCUGUUAGGCCUUUUAGAAUUAUCACUGGAUCAGAAGAUAACACAAUAGGCAUUUUUGAAGGACCCCCUUUCAAAUUCAAAAUGACCAAACAGGAGCAUACCAGGUUUGUGCAAGCAGUGCGAUAUUCUCCAUCAGGAAAUCUUUUUGCAUCUGCUGGAUUUGAUGGAAAAGUAUACAUAUAUGAUGGUACAACUGCAGAUUUAGUUGGAGAAGUGGGCAGCCCUGCUCAUAAAGGUGGUGUAUAUGCUGUUGCUUGGAAACCUGAUGGUACUCAGUUGUUGACAGCCUCAGGUGAUAAGACAUGUAAGCUUUGGGAUGUCGAGACCCGAACUGUCGUCAGUGAGUUCGUCAUGGGAUCUCAAGUAGAAGACCAGCAAGUGUCCUGUCUGUGGCAAGGCCAGCACCUUCUUACCGUCUCUCUAUCUGGUUUUAUUAAUUACCUUGAUGUUAAUAACCCAGAUAAGCCCAUUAGGAUUAUUAAGGGCCACAAUAAGCCAAUUACGGUGCUGGCUCUUAGUCCUGAUAGGGAGAAGAUUUAUACUGGAUCUCAUGAUGGAUUUAUUACUUCUUGGGAUGCUAAAACAGGUGAUAAUGAUCGCGUGGAGGGUGUAGGUCAUGGUAACCAGAUAAAUGCAAUGAAAGCAGAAGAUACUCGCAUGUACACCUGUGGUAUUGACGACUCUGUUAAAGAAAUAGAUCUCACAUUGAACAAAUAUACUGGAGCUGAUGUGAGGUUAGGUGCCCAACCACGAGGAAUGGAUGUCAAAGAAGGUUUUGUUGUUGCUGCCAGUGUUAAAGAGAUUAUAGUAAUAGAACAAAACAGAAAAGUUAGUGCUCUUCCGAUCAGUUAUGAACCAUCUGCUGUAUCGAUAUGCCGAGAGGAACCCAUUGUUGCUGUAGGAGGUUUAUCAGAUAAUAAGGUUCACAUUUUCACUAUGAGUGGAACUAGCCUAAUUGAGAAAUGCACUUGUGAACAUCUAGGACCUGUUACGGAUUGCGUUUUCUCACCUGAUAGUAAAUAUCUUGUUGCAUGCGAUGCAAACAGAAAAGUUAUCCUUUAUACCGUUCCCGAGUUCCAGCUUGCUCACAAAAAAGAAUGGGGAUUCCAUAAUGCUCGAGUAAAUUGUGUGGCAUGGUCUCCUAAUUCCAUACAAGUAGCAAGCGGAUCACUGGACACUACUAUUAUUAUAUGGAGUGUUCUCCAUCCAGCAAAGCACACAAUUAUUAAAAAUGCCCAUCCACAAAGCCAGAUCACAAGGCUUGUCUGGGUGGACGAUGAAACUUUGGUUUCUGUGGGGCAAGACUGCAAUACAAAAAUCUGGACCAUUCAGCCUAUAUCGUAAACUCCUCUGGUGGCCUACUCGUUGCCUACUCAUUUGUGAUUUUAAGAGCUGAAUGAAAUCAGAGCAUUUAUUAAUCUUAAUUUAUUUAUGAAAAUCUUAAUGUCUCAGACAUUGUAUAAUUGUGACAAAUAAAAUAUCCAUUUUAUAAAAAGAAGAUAAAUACAUAAACUUUUAGUUUUCACAUCUGCUAAAUGUGAAACAUGUUAUAAUCAAAAUGAGGGCAUAUUGUUCCUUUUUAUUUGAUAAAAUCAUUAUUUUUGUCAUAAUUUUAUAUACUUUAUACAAAGUAUUGAUAUAAAUUAUAUUAUUUAAAUAUUUAUGGAUUAUUAAACAGUAUUUAUUAUGUUCAUA